UCUGGUCACACUGCAACUGAUUGUUUUUAUUAUUUGUGUUGUUUUUGAUGUUUUUUCUGCUUUUGCCAGCGAUUUGCGUAAAUUGUGUUUGCGUUUGGGAUCUAAUUAUAGAACUAAUAGAUGCCGCAAAACAUUCAAAAUCGCCCAAGAGACACGGAACAAUAUUUUUGAACUGCAGGUGUGCGCUCAUUUUCAGUCGGACGUGACCGGCCCCCAGAUUCAAAUCGAAGGUGUCUGUUUUUCGUCGCCCCCGAAAAUGGAGAUGCGAAAAUCCUCAUUGGUGAAAGCCAGUGGCACCUCCAAGUCCAAAUCCAGCAUUCCCAAUCCUCAGAUCAAGCGGGGCCAAAGGAUUCUCACCGAAAAGCCAUUCGCCUUUGUCCUGAAAUCCAAGUACCGACUGGAACGAUGUGAUAACUGCCUGGAGGCUACCAAAGUCCUUAAAUGUUCCAACUGCCGUUAUGUUUCUUACUGCAAUCGAGCCUGCCAAUCGCAAGCCUGGGGCCAGCACAAGCACGAGUGUCCUUUUUUGAAGAAGGUCCAUCCCAGGAUCGUGCCAGAUGCCGCCCGAAUGCUGUGCCGCCUUAUCCUGCGCCUGGAGCAUGGCGGAGACCUUAUUCGGGGCUACUACACCGAGCACGGCUCUCGCAAGUUCCGAGAUCUAAUGUCACAUUAUGCGGAGAUCAAGAAUGACCCGAUGCGACUGGAGCAUUUGGACUCCCUGCAUGCUGUGCUCACCGACAUGAUGGCCGAGAGCCCCAGCACGGUGCCAAACAAGACGGAACUGAUGAGCAUUUACGGACGUCUUAUUACCAACGGUUUCAAUGUGUUGGACGCCGAGAUGAACUCCAUUGCCACGGCCAUUUACCUGGGCGUUUCGAUCACGGAUCAUAGCUGCAAACCGAAUGCGGUGGCCACGUUCGAGGGCAACGAGCUCCACAUCCAUGCCAUCGAGGAUAUGGAGUGCCUGGACUGGUCGAAGAUCUUCAUCAGCUACAUAGACCUGCUGAAUACCCCGGAGCAGAGGCGUCUGGAUCUAAAGGAGCACUACUAUUUCCUCUGCUGUUGCAGCAAAUGCAUCGAUCCGCAGGAAACCAAAGAGAUGACAGCGGCUCUGUGUCCGAAUAGCAAUUGCGGUGUCGGUGUGAAUCCUGAGCUGACGAACUGCAAGCGAUGUGCCGCCGGGAUCAGUCCCAAGCUGAGGAACUCCUACAACAAUGUAAUGGCACUCACCCGAUCCAAUCUAGAGUCUAUGAAGGAUGUGGCAUACCUGGAUGUGUGCAAGGUGUGCCUUAAUAAGCAGGCUGGUGUGCUGCAUCCUCUGAAUGUGUGGCAUGUCAAGACCCUGGAUGCCGCCUUCGAGGCUGCCAUCGAUGUGGGCAAGUGGGCCGAUGCCCUCGAUUAUGGCCAGAGGCUGUUGCCGGGUUUCAGGAAGUACCACGGUGCCUGGAACCCCCUGCUUGGACUGUUGCACAUGAAAUUGGGAAAAAUUCAACUGUACGAGCAGCGUGCCAAGGAGGCACUGCCCCAUCUGGAAGAUGCCUUGCGAAUUCUAACUGUUACACAUGGACGCGACCACAGGCUUCUGGCUGAGCAGCUGUAUCCGCUGCUCAUCCAGGCUCGGCAUGAAGCCAACUGCUGAACUGUGGAGGUUCCUUAUUGUGUUUUUUCUUUUUAUUGGUAAAAAUAAAGCUUAAGUUAUAGAAUAUAAUGUAAAUA
This is a messenger RNA of Drosophila bipectinata, 1716 nucleotides long. RefSeq names its product SET and MYND domain containing, class 3 (gene Smyd3). Gene Ontology annotation, molecular function: protein binding. NCBI's taxonomy places the organism in Eukaryota, Metazoa, Arthropoda, Insecta, Diptera, Drosophilidae. Gene Ontology annotation, cellular component: nucleus. The record is from RefSeq and is a predicted model, not a curated record.